This is a messenger RNA of Trichomycterus rosablanca, 2462 nucleotides long. It is a transcript of the gene tamm41, whose product is annotated as TAM41 mitochondrial translocator assembly and maintenance homolog. Gene Ontology annotation, molecular function: phosphatidate cytidylyltransferase activity. The record is from RefSeq and is a predicted model, not a curated record. The transcript is spliced from 8 exons. Gene Ontology annotation, cellular component: mitochondrion. NCBI's taxonomy places the organism in Eukaryota, Metazoa, Chordata, Actinopteri, Siluriformes, Trichomycteridae. Bases 101 to 1114 code for a protein of 337 amino acids. Gene Ontology annotation, biological process: cardiolipin biosynthetic process; CDP-diacylglycerol biosynthetic process.
CUAGCUACAAUAUUACAUAUUUAUCAAUAAACCAUGACUGACAUUACAUUAUUGCAAAUAGAGAUGUAGAUGUACAUUGUAAAUUCUAUUUAUAUUUAUAAUGGCGCUUGCAGCUUUGCAGAACAGCGGUGUGUUUUAUAGGAGGAUUUUAUCUCAGUUUCCUCAGGACACUAGCUUAGCAUUUGCUUAUGGAUCAGGUGUAUUUAAACAAGCUGGUACUACUCAAGGUCAGAUGAGGAGCAACAUGCUGGACUUCGUCUUUGCCGUGGACGACCCUGUUACAUGGCACACCAUGAACCUCAUAGAAAACAGAAAGCACUACUCUUUUCUGAAAUAUAUGGGACCGAAUCAGAUCGCCAGAAUCCAGAAUGAGUACGGAGCCGGGGUGUACUACAACACCCUAGUGCCGUUGGAUGAAAGGCUGAUCAAGUACGGCGUUAUCAGUACGGACGUGUUGAUGGGCGACCUGCUGCACUGGAGAACCAUGUACGUAGCAGGCAGACUGCACAAACCUGUGCGGAUUCUGAUGCAGAAGGAGAACGGGAGGCUGAGGGCCGCCCUGGUGUCGAAUCUGAAGAGCGCCGUGACCGCCUCCUUCCUCAUGCUGCCGGAGAGCUUCUCUGAGGAGGAACUCUUCCUCAACAUCGCCGGACUCUCCUACGCUGGGGAUUUCAGGAUGGUGAUCGGCGAGGACAAAUCCAAAGUUUCCAACAUUGUGAGGGACAACAUGGAGCACUUUCGCAUCCUAUAUAACAACAUUCUGCAGGAAUGUCCACAGGCCGUUUACAAACCACAGCAGGGGAGACUAGAGGUCGAUAAGAGUCCAGAGGGGCAGUUCACCCAGCUGAUGGCUCUCCCCCGGACUCUGCAGCAGCACAUCACCCGACUGGUGGAUCCUCCGGGGAAGAACCGGGACGUGGAGGAGAUCCUGCUACAGCUCGCCCACGACCCAGACUGUGGCCUGCUCGUACAGCAAGGCAUCUCAUCAAUAGUGAAAACCUCCAGCAUAACACAAAGUGCCAAAGGAAUCGCCACAGCAGGACUGAUGAAGACGGUCUCGUACAGCGUUAAGAAGCUGAGGAAGAUGUUUAAAGGCUGGAGGAGGAAAACCUGAUCUGUACAUCCUGUUUACACUCUGUCAUGUCCACCGAGCUAUUAUUCUUAGUUUUUUGUGUUUUUUUGUUGUUUGUGGAAUGAAAUAUUCAUAAAAUAUGAUUUUUUAAAACUUGUUUAAGUGUCAUACUUAUAAUACCUCACCACGAACUAGUCAACAAUGAUUUCUUUAUUUAUUCCAACAGUAUUAAACAAUAUAUGAUGUAAACACUUCUGUAAUAGGGUCACGUUACAUUUUUAGCUGAACUCUUGUUAACACAUGAAACCGUUGUUGUUUUAUUUCGUUAAAAACUUUGCCAAGGCCGCUCAGGUGGUGCAGCGGUAAAAAGAAACGCGAGUGCAACCAGGGCUGGAUUCUGAGAGCGUGGUAUCGAAUCCAGCCUUGCUUUACCGGUUCGAAGCUGAGUGGCUAUAUGAGCAACGAUUGGCCGGUUGCUCAUGUGGGGGGUGGGACAAAGAACCGGAUGUGGGUCUCUCUCUGUCAGAAUGCGAUUGCGUUCUCUGCCGGCUGAUUGGAGGCGCUUACACAGAGAUGGGAGGGGGUGUGUCUCUCCGCAUGCAACGCUAGGUGGCGCCAAACUCGUCAAUGUGUGGGUGGCAAAGAUGCAUCUGGCUGCUGCUCGUGUUUCGGAGGGGAUAUGGGUUAGCUUCAAUCACCUCCGUCAGGGCAGGGUUCGGCAUAGACAGAGAGGAAGCACGAUGCUAAUUGAACAAUUGGAUGCGCUAAAAAAGGGGGGUAAAAAUUAAAAAAAAAAAAAAAAAAAAAAAACUUUGCCAAGUCUGGUAUGAGGACCAGAUCCAGAGUGGUGACCCCUAAAUAUGGGAGAAGAAGAAAAAAUAUUGCAUAUUGUUUUGGUGUUUGUAGUUUAAAUUGAGGGUGUUAUUUUCAUUCGAUUAUAUUUUUGUCCUGGUCAGGUUGCCCGUGUCUGUGUGGGUUUCCUCCGGGCGCUCCGGUUUCCUCCAGCAGUCCAAAAACAUGCAAGUGAGGUGAACCGGAGAUACAGAAUUGUCCAUGACUGUGUUUGAUUUUAAAAACUUGAACUGGUGAAUCUUGUGUGAGCAGUAACUAUCUGUCCUGUCAUGAAUGGAACCAAAGUGUGUAAAAUAUGAGGUUAAAAUCUUAAUAAAUAUAUAAAUAAAUAAAUAUCCUGGUCAGGGUCUUGUUGAGUCCAGUUCUGCUGGGGAAACACUGGGCCCAAGGCAGGAACAUCCUACACAGGGUGGCAUUCCGUCUCAUGGCUUUUUGUCUUGUGUAAAGUUUUCAGACUGUGUUUUGUCAUUAGUCUGAUAAUUUGCAUAUAUACUACAAAUAAUAACAAUAAUAAAUAUGAAUUCAAGGUAAACCAGUU